GUAAAAUUAUUCAUUACUAUCCGUUUUAAUUUAUCAUUGGUUGUUAGGCUUUUGGACAUGUAACUGUAAUCAGUGGCAUUUUGAAACUUGUAAUUGAGUUUCAGAAUCUUUCUUUUCUCUUUAUGGAAAAAGAAUUUCUUAAGGGAUGCUCACAGGCCUUUGAAACCACACAAACUUUUUUUUUUUAAUGUUCCUCUUAAGUGCACUUUUAAUACAUUUAUCAAACAGAUAACUCGAUCACCCAAACCAUACUGUAAGUCAGGCUACAAAAAUGGAUAAAAUGCUUUUCCUAUGCCCAGGGGAGCAUGCAAUUCUAGAGUUAAAACUUAACAUUUUUGUUGUUUUGAAGUUUCAAAGUGAUUUCAUCUACAUUUUACUGUCACAGCAUUCCAAGAGAGAUAUGUACACUUCACUGUUUUCAUUUUAGAAAUGAAGAAACAGAUCUGAGAGGUUGUGACUCAAGCAACAUCAAACAGAUAACUAGAGAUGGAAGACCUGAGUUCAGGUCCUGUUGCUCCUCCCACCCACCUGGCCACAAUACCUUUCUUGCCAAACUUCCAAAAUACAUUUUAAAAUAUAUUUUUUGGAUAAGAAAAUAUUUGGAAAUUAUCUCUAAGUUGAAUCUUUUUUCCCUUUAUUAAAGUAAAUUAAUGAUUCAAGGAGUUUUAGAUACUGUAUGGUCUAACUAUACACCCCCCCCCCAGUGAUCCACAUUUUUUCUGUCAUUUUUUAGUGGAUUAUUUAUAAAAGCAAUUUUGACCUCCUGCCAAAUGGUUGAAGCCUUUUUUUUUUUUUUUUUAAUCUUUCUGAGGUUGAAUGUGGCAUUUUUUUUUUCGAUGCUGUUAGGACUUUUAGGGAAAAAAAAAUGUCUUUCUUUGAAUUUUUGUGAUGGGGAGUUUUCCAGACUCUGCUCACAUAAACCAUUCUUGGUUUGUUCUAGCUUGUCAACCCUUGGUGUCACAUGUGAGCCUUCCACAUGUGUUCAUUUUCCAUUCCAGCUCUGUGAUUGAACUCUGUUCUUAUUCACUAGGGGGCACAUUGGGGAGGCAUGCUUCAUUCCUGGAAUUGACAGUCAUUCCAUAAGAAGUUGGAUUCCAUGGGUUCCAAGAGAAGAAGAGCUACCUCCCCUUCCAGUAGUGUCAGCGGGGACUUUGAUGACGGGCACCAUUCUGUGUCCACACCAGGCCCAAGCAGGAAAAGAAGGAGACUUUCCAAUCUUCCGACUGUAGACCCUAUUGCUGUGUGCCAUGAACUCUACAACACCAUCCGAGACUAUAAGGAUGAGCAGGGCAGGCUCCUCUGUGAGCUCUUCAUUAGGGCACCAAAGCGAAGAAAUCAACCAGACUAUUAUGAAGUGGUUUCUCAGCCCAUUGACUUGAUGAAAAUCCAACAGAAACUAAAAAUGGAAGAGUAUGAUGAUGUUAAUCUGCUGACUGCUGACUUCCAGCUGCUUUUUAACAAUGCAAAAGCCUAUUAUAAGCCAGAUUCUCCUGAAUAUAAAGCUGCUUGCAAACUCUGGGAUUUGUACCUUCGAACGAGAAAUGAGUUUGUUCAGAAAGGAGAAGCAGAUGACGAAGAUGAUGAUGAAGACGGGCAAGACAAUCAGGGCACAGUGACUGAAGGAUCAUCUCCAAGUUACUUGAAGGAGAUCCUGGAGCAGCUUCUGGAAGCCAUAGUUGUAGCCACAAAUCCAUCAGGACGUCUCAUUAGUGAACUUUUUCAGAAACUGCCUUCUAAAGUGCAAUAUCCAGACUAUUAUGCAAUAAUUAAGGAGCCUAUAGAUCUCAAGACCAUUGCCCAGAGGAUACAGAAUGGAAGCUACAAGAGUAUUCAUGCAAUGGCCAAAGAUAUAGAUCUCCUAGCAAAAAAUGCCAAAACUUACAAUGAGCCUGGUUCUCAAGUAUUCAAGGAUGCAAAUUCUAUUAAAAAAAUAUUUUAUAUGAAAAAGGCAGAAAUUGAACAUCAUGAAAUGGCUAAGUCAAGCCUCCGAUUGAGGACUCCAUCAAAUUUGGCUGCAGCCAGGCUCUCAGGUCCUUCGCACAGUAAAGGCAGCCUUGGUGAAGACAGAAAUCCCACUAGCAAGUAUUACCGUAAUAAAAGAGCAGUCCAAGGGGGUCGUUUAUCAGCAAUUACCAUGGCACUUCAGUAUGGCUCAGAAAGUGAAGAGGAUGCUACUUUAGCUGCUGCACGUUAUGAAGAAGGAGAGUCGGAAGCAGAGAGCAUUACUUCAUUUAUGGAUGUUUCAAAUCCUUUUUAUCAGCUUUAUGACACAGUUAGGAGCUGUCGGAAUAACCAAGGGCAGCUAAUAGCUGAACCUUUUUUCCAUUUGCCUUCAAAGAAAAAAUACCCUGAUUAUUAUCAGCAAAUUAAAAUGCCCAUAUCACUACAACAAAUCAGAACAAAGUUAAAGAACCAAGAAUAUGAAACUUUAGAUCAUUUGGAGUGUGAUUUGAAUUUAAUGUUUGAAAAUGCCAAACGCUAUAAUGUCCCCAAUUCAGCCAUCUACAAGCGAGUUCUAAAAUUGCAGCAAGUCAUGCAGGCAAAGAAGAAGGAGCUUGCCAGGAGAGACGACAUUGAGGAUGGAGACAGCAUGAUUUCGUCAGCUACCUCUGAUACUGGUAGUGCCAAAAGAAAAAGGAACACUCUUGACAGUGAGAUGUUGGGUCUCAGGAGGCUAUCCAGUAAAAAGAACAUAAGAAAGCAGCGAAUGAAAAUCUUAUUCAAUGUUGUUCUUGAAGCUCGUGAGCCAGGUUCAGGCAGAAGACUUUGUGAUCUGUUUAUGGUUAAACCAUCCAAAAAGGACUAUCCUGAUUAUUAUAAAAUCAUCUUGGAGCCAAUGGACUUGAAAAUAAUUGAACAUAACAUCCGCAAUGACAAAUAUGCAGGGGAAGAGGGGAUGAUAGAAGACAUGAAGCUGAUGUUCCGAAACGCCAGGCACUACAACGAGGAAGGCUCCCAGGUGUACAAUGAUGCGCACAUCCUGGAGAAGUUACUCAAGGAUAAAAGGAAAGAGCUGGGCCCACUGCCUGAUGAUGAUGACAUGGCUUCUCCCAAACUCAAGCUGAGUAGGAAGAGUGGUAUUUCUCCUAAAAAAUCAAAAUACAUGACUCCAAUGCAGCAGAAACUAAAUGAAGUCUACGAAGCUGUAAAGAAUUAUACUGAUAAGAGGGGUCGCCGCCUCAGUGCCAUAUUUCUGAGGCUUCCCUCCAGAUCCGAGCUGCCUGACUACUAUUUGACCAUUAAAAAGCCAAUGGACAUGGAAAAAAUUCGAAGUCACAUGAUGGCCAACAAAUACCAAGAUAUAGACUCCAUGGUUGAAGAUUUCGUCAUGAUGUUUAACAAUGCCUGUACAUACAAUGAGCCUGAGUCUUUGAUCUACAAAGAUGCCCUUGUCCUACACAAAGUCCUGCUUGAAACUCGGAGAGACCUAGAGGGAGAUGAGGACUCUCAUGUCCCAAAUGUGACCUUGCUGAUUCAAGAACUUAUCCACAAUCUUUUUGUGUCUGUCAUGAGUCAUCAGGACGAUGAGGGAAGAUGCUACAGUGAUUCCUUAGCAGAAAUUCCUGCUGUGGACCCCAACGUUCCAAACAAACCUCCUCUUACUUUUGACAUAAUUAGGAAGAAUGUUGAAAAUAAUCGCUACCGGCGGCUUGAUUUAUUUCAAGAGCAUAUGUUUGAAGUAUUGGAAAGGGCAAGAAGGAUGAAUCGGACAGAUUCUGAAAUAUAUGAGGAUGCGGUAGAACUUCAGCAGUUUUUUAUUAAAAUUCGUGAUGAACUCUGCAAAAAUGGAGAGAUCCUUCUUUCACCAGCACUCAGCUAUACGACAAAACAUUUGCAUAAUGAUGUGGAGAAAGAGAAAAAGGAAAAACUCCCGAAAGAAAUAGAGGAAGAUAAACUAAAACGAGAAGAAGAAAAAAGAGAAGCUGAAAAAAGUGAAGAUUCCUCGGGAGCUGCAGGCCUCUCAGGCUUACAUCGCACAUACAGCCAGGAUUGCAGCUUUAAGAACAGCAUGUACCACGUGGGAGAUUAUGUCUAUGUGGAGCCCGCAGAGUCCAAUCUACAACCACAUAUAGUCUGUAUUGAGAGACUGUGGGAAGAUUCUGCUGGUGAAAAAUGGCUGUAUGGCUGUUGGUUUUAUCGGCCAAAUGAAACAUUCCAUCUGGCUACACGAAAAUUUCUAGAAAAAGAAGUUUUUAAGAGUGACUAUUACAAUAAAGUUCCUGUUAGUAAAAUUCUAGGAAAAUGUGUAGUCAUGUUUGUCAAGGAAUACUUUAAAUUAUGCCCAGAAAACUUCCGAGAUGAAGAUGUUUUUGUCUGUGAAUCACGGUAUUCUGCCAAAACAAAAUCUUUUAAGAAAAUUAAACUGUGGACCAUGCCCGUCAGCUCAGUUAGGUUUGUCCCUCGGGAAGUGCCCUUGCCUGUGGUCCGAGUGGCCUCUGUAUUUGCAAAUGCAGAUAAAGGGGAUGAUGAGAAGAACACAGACAACUCCGAGGACAGUCGACCUGAAGACAGUUUUAACUUGGAAAAGUUUCCUUUGCCACAGGAGAAAGAAGACGUCCCUGUGGAAAUGUCAAAUGGUGAACCAGGUUGCCACUACUUUGAGCAGCUCCGUUAUAAUGACAUGUGGCUGAAGGUUGGUGACUGUGUCUUCAUCAAAUCCCAUGGCCUGGUGCGGCCUCGUGUAGGCAGAAUUGAGAAGGUAUGGGUCCGAGAUGGAGCUGCAUAUUUUUACGGCCCCAUCUUUAUUCACCCAGAAGAGACGGAACAUGAGCCCACAAAAAUGUUCUACAAGAAAGAAGUGUUUCUGAGUAAUCUGGAAGAAACCUGCCCCAUGACAUGUAUUCUGGGAAAGUGUGCUGUAUUGUCAUUCAAGGACUUCCUCUCCUGCAGGCCAACUGAAAUACCAGAAAAUGACAUUCUGCUUUGUGAAAGCCGCUACAAUGAGAGUGACAAGCAGAUGAAGAAGUUCAAGGGACUGAAGAGGUUUUCACUCUCUGCUAAAGUGGUAGAUGAUGAAAUUUAUUACUUCAGAAAACCGAUUGUUCCUCAGAAGGAGCCCUCACCUUUGUUGGAAAAGAAGAUCCAGUUGCUAGAAGCUAAAUUUGCUGAGUUAGAAGGUGGAGAUGAUGAUAUCGAGGAGAUGGGAGAAGAGGAUAGUGAGGUCAUUGAGCCUCCUUCUCUACCUCAGCUCCAGACUCCCCUAGCCAGUGAGCUGGACCUCAUGCCCUACACACCCCCACAGUCUACCCCAAAGUCUGCCAAAGGCAGUGCAAAGAAGGAAGGCUCCAAAAGGAAAAUCAACAUGAGUGGCUACAUCCUGUUCAGCAGUGAGAUGAGAGCUGUGAUUAAGGCCCAGCACCCAGACUACUCUUUUGGGGAGCUCAGCCGACUGGUGGGGACAGAAUGGAGAAACCUUGAGACAGCCAAGAAAGCAGAAUAUGAAGAGCGGGCAGCUAAAGUUGCUGAGCAGCAGGAGAGAGAGCGAGCAGCACAGCAACAGCAGCCGAGUGCUUCUCCCCGAGCAGGCACCCCUGUGGGGGCUCUCAUGGGGGUGGUGCCACCACCAACACCAAUGGGGAUGCUCAAUCAGCAGUUGACACCUGUUGCAGGCAUGAUGGGUGGCUAUCCGCCAGGCCUUCCACCUUUGCAGGGCCCAGUUGAUGGCCUUGUUAGCAUGGGCAGCAUGCAGCCACUUCACCCUGGGGGGCCUCCACCCCACCAUCUUCCGCCAGGUGUGCCUGGCCUCCCAGGCAUUCCACCACCGGGUGUGAUGAACCAAGGAGUGGCCCCUAUGGUAGGGACUCCAGCACCAGGUGGAAGUCCAUAUGGACAGCAGGUAGGAGUUUUGGGGCCUCCAGGGCAGCAGGCACCACCUCCAUAUCCUGGCCCACAUCCAACUGGCCCCCCUGUCAUACAGCAGCCUACAACGCCCAUGUUUGUGGCUCCCCCACCGAAGACUCAACGGCUUCUCCACUCAGAGGCCUACCUAAAAUAUAUUGAAGGACUCAGUGCUGAAUCCAACAGUAUUAGCAAGUGGGACCAGACCCUGGCAGCUCGAAGACGUGAUGUCCAUUUGUCAAAAGAACAGGAGAGCCGCCUACCCUCUCACUGGCUGAAAAGUAAAGGGGCCCAUACCACCAUGGCAGAUGCCCUCUGGCGACUUCGGGAUCUGAUGCUCCGAGACACCCUCAACAUUCGCCAAGCAUACAAUCUAGAAAACCUUUAAUCACAUCAAUUACAUUUCUUUUAUAGAAGCAUAAAGAGUUUUGUGGAACAGUAGCCAUUUUAGUUACUGGGGGUGGGGGGAGGAACAAAGGAUGAUAAUUUUUAUUGCAUUUUACUGUACAUCACAAGGCCAUUUUUAUAUAAGGACACUUUUAAUAAGCUAUUUCAAUUUGUUUUUGUUACAUUAAGUUGACUUUAUCAAAUACACAAAGAUUUUUUUGCAUAUGUUUCCUUCGUUUAAAACUAGUUUCCUAAUUGGUUCUAUAUGUAGACUUGGAGUUUUAUCUUUUUACUUGUUGCCAUAGAACUGAAACCAUCAGAGGUUUUGUCUUGGCUUGGGGUUUUUGUUUUUUGUUUUUUUCUUUUCUUUUCUUUUCUUUUUUUUAAUAAAAGAACAAACAAAAUGAAAAAAAAUCACACACAUGCAAGAGUUUACAGAUUAGUUUGACAAAUGUGAAGUUGGUCUUAGUUUACUUCUUAGAGAGGGGAGUGUACUUGUGUCUGUUUCAUGUGCCUAAAUAUCUUAAGCCAGUUUUGCAAAAACUGUUCCUUACAGGAGAAGUGAAAGGUUGUUAGUUAGGUUAUAGAUGUUUGACAGACAUGGUACAUUUGCUCUGUUAACUCAGAAGUCUGAAGUCAGUGCUGUGCAUCCUUCUGCAGCUAGUGCAUCUCCUGGACACCUGGAGGGAAAGCACUUUUUCUUGUGCUGAGUCAGACACCUGUGGUGUCAGUUACUUUUGCAGAACAUAUGCACAACCCUGAAUUAUAUUUAGUCUUAGCAGGUAAGUUUAAGGGUACUUUUGAUCUAUUUAUAAUGAAUUCACAAUUUAUGCCUAUACAUGUUAGAUGAUUUAAACCUUUAAAUCUCUUACAUUGAAAAACAUUGAAGUUCAUCUUGAAGAAAGCAUUGAGGUGUGCAUGGAGGUGGUUUAUUUCUAAAAGUAACACCUAACCUAACAUAGGGAAGGGAGUGCGUUAACUGUCUAUGAGCUGUGUCAGAAGCAUACUUGUAAAAGGAUAGAUUGCCUGCAGACGCAAGUAUGAUUUAGUAUUCUUUAUUUCCUCAUCAGAUGUGGCUUUUUUUUUCUUCUAAGUUUCAGGGUUGUAAUUCUCAACCAGAAAUUUAAGACUUUCUAAAGUAAUUAUUAAAUUUAGCUUGUGCUUUUGAAUUUCAGGAGAAAGGAAUCAUAACUUAAGAAAAUGCUCACUAAAAAGACCGUUACAGAUCCCAAACACCUGAGUUUGAUGACCCUGUCUCUCUUAUAUGACCGUAGAAGAAACAUUUGGAGCAGUAUGUUACACUCAGACAGGUAGAAAGCAUCAAACAUGGAAGAAUAUUUCACUCAGCAUUUUUGAAACCUGCUUUAUUGUAACAAGGUAGUUGCCAUCGUGGUGGAGUUUCCACUGUUGUAGGUUGAGAGAGUGACUCUCAGAGGAUACUUUUUUCUUUUAAUCUGGUAUGAAUCAAUACCUGGAUAUUUAAUUACUAUUCUUGCUAAAUCAUGGUGACAAAAGAGUGUAAAAUGAAAAAAAGUCUCUUGUAUCUAGAUGCUUGAAAUACAGGAGGCCCUUGUAACUUAAUUGCCUAUAGUCAACCACUGAAUCCCAAUUUGCAUGAAGUAUUUUAAAUCUGAAUUUUUUUUUAGUGUAUUACGGUGGUAUGUCAGUACCUUAUUGUUAAACUGAAUCAGAUAAAGAAAUCUUCAGUUCCUGGUUUUUUGGGCCAUUGAAUCAUCAUGGACUGUAGAAUACAGUCAGAUUAUUUCUAGACAUCCUUGAAUUACACCAAAGAACCUGAAAUUUAAUAUUGGUUAAGUUAUUUAUUUAUUUCAUGCGCCCAUUUUAUUUCCCUUUUUAAGGUCUGGAUGAGACUUCUUUGGGAAGCCUCUAAAAACUCUUCACUGUGGGCUGUGUGGGGCAUUAGAAGCCAGAGCACUCCUCCUCCAGGCUCCUUCCCAGUGUCUAUAGAGGCGCUGCAGGUACCAGAUCCAGCCAGGGGCUUCCCUAAGGCAGUGCAUAGCCAGGCCAGGGGGCCACUAGGCAGGCCCUAAUUAAGUUAAAAAAAAAAAAAAACUCUAUGUAUUUAUUUUAGAAUCAUGUCUUUCUGUAUAUUAACUUGGAGAAUAUCAGUUAAAAUUUAGUAUAUAAGAUUUGAGGUCCAGCCAUCUUCCAAAAAAAGAACCAAAAAAAGAAAAAGGAAAAAAAAAAUCCUGACUUAAGAAAGUACAAGUGAACUAUAGUUCUUUUCUUUCAUGAGUUUUAGGAACUGUGGUGAUACGGCUUAGAAAGUAUAAUGGCCUAGAUGUUUUCAAAAUGUAAGUUCAUGUGGGAAAGAAUUUUGUUUAUGUGGGGGAAAAAAACCUAUAGGUUUAAAAUAGUAUGUCAGUCGACUGAUUUAAAAGGCUCUGAACUGCUUUGUUUUUGAACCCACCCUUCUCUUCCUAUGAGGAAGAAUUGAGAGGGAACGCUUCUUUGUGUAAAAUCUCCAAAUUGGUGUUGUUGACUUUUGAACUUGAACAUUUUCAGACCUGAUUAAAACUUGGUUUAUUCUAAUUUCUGUAUCAAAAGAGGUUUAAGUGAUAACUAGUCUUAUAUUAUGUAUGUAUCAUGUUUGUUCAUCUAAAGCUUUUUAAUCCAAAUAAAAAUGGAGUUUGCAAAGUGA
Messenger RNA from Camelus dromedarius (Arabian camel), 8887 nucleotides. RefSeq names its product polybromo 1 (gene PBRM1). The record is from RefSeq and is a predicted model, not a curated record. The transcript has 32 exons. Gene Ontology annotation, molecular function: protein binding; chromatin binding. Gene Ontology annotation, cellular component: RSC-type complex; SWI/SNF complex. Gene Ontology annotation, biological process: chromatin remodeling; transcription elongation by RNA polymerase II. The coding region runs from base 1097 to 6226 and encodes 1709 amino acids. NCBI's taxonomy places the organism in Eukaryota, Metazoa, Chordata, Mammalia, Artiodactyla, Camelidae.